CCGCAUCAUACAGUUGUCUACACGAGCAUCGUAUCGCUCUCGGAUCGCCUUGACCCAGAUUGCUUUGAUACGCCGUUCAACCACUCCGCUAUUCAGCGGCCACCUUGCCAGGGUAAAUUACGUCUCUGAUACUCCUUGUAAGUGACGUCCCAGAUGGCGAGCCCGUUGCCCAACGAAAUGCUCGCGACCGUGUUCGAGAAUCUGCAGGCCGACGUGCUUGUGCAGGUCGUCCGUGUCUGCCGCAGGUUCCAUGCCGUCGCCGAACGCGCCCUCUACACCAACAUCGCCGUCGCCGAGAACGUCCCACGUUCGUCGCCCGUCCCGCACAAGACUGUCACCUUCUGCCAUACGAUCCUCACGCAUCCGCAUCUCGCCGAGUCCCCCAAAAAGGUCGCAGUGCGCUGGGUGACCGAAUCGGGGCCCCGAGAGCCAUACAUGCAGCACAUCGAGCCAGUGCUCCAACUCCUCAAUCGCGCCCUACGAAUGUUGCACGGUCUCGAGUCGCUUGAGCUGGCGCUGGGCAUGUCAGGUGGCUCGAUUUCUUCACGAGGGAUCCUCAGUGACUGUGCCUUCCCGCACUUACGGCUCUUCGCGCUAAGCGGCGUCGGGCGCGGCGGGCUCCCCGCCAAGACACACCCGACGCCGACGCCGCCCAUCGAGUGGUUCCUCGCCGAGACGCCAUCGAUCGUGCACCUGCGGCUCGCGGACUGCUACGAGGUGCUGCACCUGUCGGCCGCGGACCUGCCGUGCCUGCGCACGUUCCGCGGGAGCGCGCCGACGGCGGCGAGCGUGCUGCCGGGGCGGCCCGUGCAGCUGCUGAGCCUCGUCGGGCACGAGUUCGUCACGGAGCGCGACCUCGAGCGCAUCGCGUGCGCGAGCGUGCGCAUCCGCUGGCUCGACCUCAGCUCCAUGUCCGUCACGCCCCUCCUCCUCCGGGACAUCUCCCGGCAUUUGUUCGGCGUCGAGCACCUCAAGGUCAAGCUCGCGCUCCGGCACACGCUCCAUCACGCCAUGUCCGGCAUCAGCCUACUUGUCGGCCUGACGUCGGUGCUUGGUGCAUUUCCGGAGUUGAAUCAGCUUGACCUUUCGCCGACGGCCCUUGACGGUGUUGGCGACUCAAACGUCUCCGACGAGCAGACCCUCUGCGACUCCUGGUCCCGCGGCUGUCCCACCCUGCGGCAUAUCAUCUUUCCCUCAGGGACCGAGUGGCUGCGAAGAGACGAUGCGCGUUGGGUGCCCGCCGCAGGGGUGCACUGAACAGGACUCCAUUCACAGAAUUAUGCUAUUUCAUCUAACCUUUCUAGCAUUUUGGCAAUAGCCUUCAUGAUUUUUACGACUCAAGUAGAUCACAAACAUCCGACCACAGUGUUCGGCUGCAGAGCCUGAGAGAGAUGCGUCCGUUGGCGGGAAACGACUCCACGGAUGCGGAACAAUAGCUAUUCUAUUAGUAUAUCCUAUUCGCCUGAUUGGCACACACGGACAGACGUGCAGACAUUAUAAC
Molecule: messenger RNA, 1501 nt
Organism: Phanerochaete carnosa HHB-10118-sp
Lineage: Eukaryota; Fungi; Basidiomycota; Agaricomycetes; Polyporales; Phanerochaetaceae
Exons: 5
Coding region: 178-1257 (359 amino acids)
Source: RefSeq, a predicted model, not a curated record